ACUUCCUCGUGAGUCGUCGCGAGCUCGAGCGCCUCGAAGUAUCAGCCACUUUUCUCACUUUUGAAGCUAAAUUCUUACAUUUGGGCUGGGACCAGAGUCCAUUUAUGAACGCCUCCGAGAGCGAAGACGACGCAUGCAACGAGAGAACCGCACUCAUGCGCCCCGAGAGUCCACCCGCGCCCGCCUACGACGGGCAGCGCCAGCCCCAGGAGCCCGGCGCGCCCAGGCGCCGUCCCGUCGGCCCGGACUCGCCGGACGCGGGGCGACCUGCCCGCGGCGGCGGCGGAGGUCAGGCGGGCGAGGAGGAGGAGGAGGAGGAGGAGACGCUGAAAUACGGAGCCAAGCACGUCAUCAUGCUCUUCAUCCCCGUCACGCUCUGCAUGGUGGUCGUCGUGGCCACCAUCAAGUCCGUCAGCUUCUACGCCCAGAAAUCCAACCAGCGGCUGAUCUACACGCCCUUCACCGAGGACACGGACACGGUGGGCGAGAGGCUGCUGAAUUCCUUCCUCAACACCUUCGUGAUGAUCAGCGUGAUCGUGGUCAUGACCAUCCUGCUGGUCGUCCUGUACAAGUACCGCUGCUACAAGUUUAUCCACGGCUGGUUGAUUCUGUCCUCGCUCAUGCUGCUCUUCUGGUUCAGUUACAUGUAUCUGCUGGAGGUGUUUAAGACGUACAACGUGGCGAUGGACUACGUUACGGUGGCGUUUAUCGUCUGGAACUUCGGCGCGGUGGGGAUGAUCUGCAUCCACUGGAAGGGCCCGUUACAGUUGCAGCAGGCCUACUUGAUCAUGGUCAGCGCCCUCAUGGCCCUCAUCUUCAUCAAAUACCUGCCCGAGUGGUCGGCCUGGGUCAUCCUGGCCGGCAUCUCCGUCUACGACCUGGUGGCCGUGCUGAGUCCCAAGGGUCCGCUGAAAAUGCUGGUGGAGACGGCGCAGGAGAGGAACGAGCCCAUCUUCCCCGCCCUCAUCUACUCCUCCGCUAUGGUGUGGAUGGUAGGAAUGGCCACGCCGCCUUCAGCCGCCGGUGCUGCCAGCCAGGACACGGAGGAGGGCGGGGAUGACGAUGACGAGGGCGAGGUUUCGGGGCGGGAGAGGGCGGAACCCGAGAGCCAGUCCAUGCGAGGCCAGAGGAGGAGCCAGUCUGUAGAGGAGGACUGCGAGGAAGAACGAGGAAUCAAACUGGGAUUGGGAGACUUCAUCUUCUACAGCGUCCUGGUGGGCAAGGCUGCGGCUACAGGAGGAGACUGGAACACCACCCUGGCGUGCUUCGUGGCCAUCCUGAUCGGUCUGUGUCUCACCCUCCUGCUGCUCGCCAUCUUCAAGAAGGCCCUGCCGGCGCUGCCCAUCUCCAUCACGUUCGGCCUGAUCUUCUACUUCUCCACCGACAACCUGGUGCGGCCGUUCAUGGACAACCUGGCCACCCAUCAGUACUACAUCUGAUCCGCCCCCCCCCCCCCCCCGGAACGAUCACGAAAACGUUUAUGAUUCUUCCUGCUGUCCGGGCGGUCUGUGAGAAACCUCGCUGCUGGUCAUCGGUCGGUCGUGGACUGUCGUAGGACGUCUCCGGGGUUUGGGAUCUCCUUUAAUUUCAUUAUUUUUUUAUCUUUUAAGUUCUUGGACGUUCGGUACGUCCAGGUCCGUUUUCUUGACUAGUAUUCAAGUCUGUCGCCUUAGAGAUUAAAGCAAACGCGUGUGUGUGUUCGGUAAAGCGUCCCAUUAAUUACGCCAAGGGUUUCGUUUUCGGCUAAGAGCGCGCGCUUAACCCUCGUGUUCCUGCCUUGUUCCUUCGGGGUCCCACGGAUGUAUCGUGUAGUCUGGCCGUGCUGUCGGCCGGCCGGGCGCCCACACGGACGGGUGUUUUGUAUUGUACGGAUUGUGUGUGUAAGAGAGUCGGCAGCGAUGGGGCUUGAACCGACAACCUUCUGAUUACUAGUCCAGUACCUUGGGGAUGG
Messenger RNA from Trichomycterus rosablanca, 1951 nucleotides. RefSeq names its product presenilin 2 (gene psen2). NCBI's taxonomy places the organism in Eukaryota, Metazoa, Chordata, Actinopteri, Siluriformes, Trichomycteridae. Gene Ontology annotation, molecular function: aspartic endopeptidase activity, intramembrane cleaving. The record is from RefSeq and is a predicted model, not a curated record. The coding region runs from base 105 to 1439 and encodes 444 amino acids. The transcript has 11 exons. Gene Ontology annotation, cellular component: neuronal cell body; cell surface; dendritic shaft. Gene Ontology annotation, biological process: amyloid-beta metabolic process; Notch receptor processing; protein processing.